This is a messenger RNA of Brassica oleracea var. oleracea, 1389 nucleotides long. RefSeq lists its product as uncharacterized. The coding region runs from base 49 to 1320 and encodes 423 amino acids. The record is from RefSeq and is a predicted model, not a curated record. NCBI's taxonomy places the organism in Eukaryota, Viridiplantae, Streptophyta, Magnoliopsida, Brassicales, Brassicaceae. The transcript has 2 exons.
CUUUCUACUCCUCAACUUUAUCAUACAUACAUCAUCUCAUACAUCACCAUGACCCAACGAGCCAACCCCAAGACUGGCUGCCUAACGGCGGUUGUCCGCCGUCUUUUAUGUUCCGGCAGCCAACAAACCCACCCUUCCGACAACAUUCUCGACUCUGACGAAACACUCCAGUUACUAAGCACUUACGAAGAAAUCGAAGAGCCAAAGAAAGAGACAAAAACCGAAACCGAAACCCAAGAAGACGACGUCUCCCCUCCUCCUCCUCCCAAUGUUGUAGCCAAACUCAUGGGUCUAGAUAACCCUGCACCGGGAUCAAACCGGUUUAGAUACUUUGACGAUUCCGGUUCAGCUGUCGCACGGAGCAAAUCGGUUAACUUCAUGGACUAUAUCCUAAGAGUUAAGGAGGAGGAAGAAGAAGAAGAUGAGAAAGACGGCCAUCUCACGUGCCGGAGAGUAAGAGCGUCUGUUUCCUUCCGAGAGAUAGUCCCGACCUCGGCGAGAUCGAGCUCAAACCAACAACAGAAGAAGCACGACUUCUUGCUGAUGUAUCUCGACAAGCUGGACGAGAAGAGGGAACUUGUCGGAUCAUCGUCAAGGUCUAAGAGGUUCGAGAAGGUAUUAGAAGAUUCCAAAAAGCCGCCAUUGCCACCUCCUGAAAAGAAGAAGGAGAACGAGAAGGUGGCAAAGAAGUUUAAAGACGAGCGGAGGAAAGUAGCGAAGAAGAAGAAGAAGAGCGAGAAUGGAAGUGAUCAUGUUAACGGAGCUAAGAAAGUUCGAUGGUUUCUCUCUCCGUCCAAGAGUAAGUCCACCGAGAAGAUGGCGCUUCUAGGAGGAGGAGGUGAAUCUAAGAACAUUCCGGCGGAUGAGUUUAGCGGAAAAGAGACAGAGUCGCCGGAAAGUAAAUCAAAUGCGAGUCCGGUUUCGGUUCUUGAUCGAGAUCUUUAUGAUUAUCUUAUCCUUGAUGAUGACUACUACUUCUCAGGAGAUUCAGAAAGUGCAUCGGAGUUGUCAACAAAGCAAAUAGAGACAACAGCAAAAUCUUCAUGCUCUUCAUCACCAGCAAGAACAAGAACAAAUACCAAGAAAGAAAACAACAAUAACACCAAUAGUGAUUCUGAAGAGACAGAGUUUAUCACAAAGCUAAUGAAUAUGCUCUCAGAUCUGUCUGAAGAAGACAUGAAGUCUUCAACUUGGGUUUCUACUUCGUCAACUAAACCCGUUGACUACACUCAAGUCGAAGAUUUUUGUGUUGAAUUUGGUCAGGAAAUUCUUGACCUUGUUAUGGACCAGUUAGUUGAUGAACUGUUGUAUCUAGUUUGAUUUUUACUUCCCAAUCAUCAAAUUAUGUCGUUCUAUCAUAUCUCAUAAUCCAAUCGUUAACCAAAGACU